GUAUGCACUAGGUGGCAGUAUAGCCUGUCCUGUGUUACGCUAUGAGUUGGUACAUGAACACGCAUGCACAAUGUUUGAACGGACCAAGAUGUUCCAGCUACAAAAACGGCUUGCAGCUCACAGAAGCUAGCAGCACAGAUGUUAAUGCGUGAUGAAUAACAGAAGGCAGAAAAUUGCAAGGAAUAAAAGAGACAAUUUAUUUUUUUGUUUCGUGCCAGUCUUAUGUUCUACACUCCAAUCCAGUUGGUGGCGUUACUGCGCCUUCCAAACUGACUUGCCAACGGCCAUUAAAGCCGAAGAAGAAGCCGAAGAAGAAGACGAAGAAGCGGCAGCAGCACCACCACCACCACCAAACCACAAGUAGAAGAAGCAGCAGCAGCAGCGGGAGGACUGCUGGAGGUCCAGGCAGCGACAUGUCUGCUCUCAGGCCACCCGGAAGUCAGCGGCCUGCUGCUCACCGAGCUCAACCUGAAGAGCCGGCGGAGGGCCAGAGGAGCCGGCGGCCUACUCAGCCUCCACAGCGGGUUGAUGUCAGUCUAACCCAAAUUGGACCUCCCAGACAUCCCAUAUGGCUCCAUGGGGAUGACCCCACCACUAGAGAGCCCCAGCUGGAUGACUGUGAGCGGAUGGGGACUCUGUUUGGGAUGCUCAACAAGGGUCUGCGAGGAAUGGGCUUCAGCCAGAUGUACUUUGGGGACAAGAUAGUUGAGCCAGUAGUGAUUGUCUUCUUCUGGUUGCUGCUCUGGUUCUUGGGCAUCCAGGCCUUGGGACUGGUGGGAACUCUGUGCAUCAUUAUCAUCUACAUCCAGAAGUAAAAUGCUGAUGACCAGUGUGGAGCCUGCUGCUUGGUCAGUGCUUACACGUGUGGGAAUCAUUUUAUGCUAAUUACUCUUUCGUUUGGAAUCGGCUGCAGAUCAGUGUUUGGGGGACAACUAGGGAGACGUCUGAACCUGUGUAGUGACGGUGUUUUAUGGAGACUCGGUAGAGAAAACUGGGAAGGGUUUUUUUUUUUUUUUUUUAAACCACAGGAUUGUCUGAUGUAGAGCUUCGUUAGCCUCCGGAGCAAUGUCCUGCCUCUGCUGCUGUGGUCAUGUUCUAACGGUGUUGACAAGCUCAUUUGAAGCAACAGAAAGGUACAGUGAGAAAUGGUUUGUUUCUGGUAGAGUCAGAAGCUACAAAGCGAAGGCCGGGAGACCCAGCACUCAGGAAACAGAACUGCACACACCUCUCUGUGGAGUGAUUGACUUGGAAAAAUGUGAGCUAAUUAAUCAUAAGAAACUGACAGUAAAGUUGAAUUGCAGUAUGUGUUCUUGUACAACCUUUGACUGUAAAAUGUUUACUUUUAUGAUGCAAAGUAGGGAUGCACAAAAUGUUCUGAUAAAUGGCCACACAUGUAAACAAAGUGGUUAUUUCAUGCCACGUUUGGUGGAACGACAAAACUAACCUUCAACAAUGGAUGCAGCAACUGUUUUGUCUUCCAGUUAGCCUCUGCUUGUGUUUCAGAGCUAUAUGGAACGUUAGCAGUGGCACUGCUACAGACAGUGAGCGUACUGAUAAAACAGUCAUAGGCUCAUUCAAGAUGAACUGUGCCUUGCCUGGAAAGUAGAGCAGAGCGAGCAGGGGCAGCCGGCGGCAGAGUUCAACAAGACAGGCGGUUUCAACAGCCUUCAGUCUCCACAGGACUUUACAGAAACACAAAUGUAUUCAAAUGUUAUCAGAUGCAUGCAUAUAUGCAGUCCCCAGUAAUUUCAGUUACGACAGAGGAGUCUGUAAAAAUGCUGCACGGACCAUCUGUGAUCUCUGUUAAUUGUUGUGUUGACCUUUGUCUUUCAUGAACUGAUGGAAUCGGCCUCAUCAGUUUGCUGCUCAUAUCAAUCAGCUGAGCUCCACCGUCCUUCUCAAAUUAGACUCCAUAAAUACAUUGAAAAUAAUAUUUAAUUGUCAGUACAGUAAAAAGAAAUGCAAGAUAACAUUUCAUUAUUGAUCUGUCAGAUAAUCAAACUGUCAGGGCUUUACAUAUGUAUACGCUACUUUCAGAUUUUUUUCAAGAGCCCUCUUUAGAUCACCAAAGCCUGUCGGAUUCCUCAUCUGGGGAAGAUGAAAUUAAAGAAAAACUUGACAUUUUACAGAUAUGCCAGAAUGCACAGAAUGUUUGUCAUGAUUAUUCUCCCAAAACUGACAAGUCGUUGCACAUAAAUAUAUUUCUUAGGAUAAGUGGCAGAUAAGGCAGGAUGAAGGGAAACAAGACAAAAAAAAAAUUGGAACUAGAGAAUAUCUGGUUUUCAAUUAUCAAAAGGUAGAUUUUUGCUUGCGUUGUCCUUUUUUCCGGUUAUUGUUCUAGUCUCAGGUAGUUUUUACAGUUAAACUUAUUUGUUCCUCUUUUAUUGUACAUAUUGCUGUUCGGUUUUUUAAAAAUCUACACACAUGAACUGAAUGUAGUCAUCACACUGAUUUGAACGUUUACAGAAGUUUUCCAGGGGCCACAUCACCACUGAUGGUGAUGUAUAUAACUCCAGAUUUACAGUAGCUGUGCUACAUUUGAUCUUGUUUUAAGAGACAUUAUUCAGUUAUUUUAAACAUAAGUUGUUUAGAGGGCAUUUGCACUCAAUUUAAUUAACAUUGACAAUCCAAUCUACAUUUGUUGCAAUGUGUAUGAUUUUAAAAAACAAAACCAGUGCUCUAAAAAUAUUCUUUGUCUCUGAGUUCUACAGCACUGUCUGCAGAAAGUAUAGACAAUCAUAUUUUGUAUUUUAUUUGUGGGAAAGUCAUGUAAGAUUAAUAUUGUUAGUCUUCCUGUUCUUGUAGCAUUGCUGUGAUUUGAAGACCCGACCAGUGAUUGUAAUGUUGUUUUGCAUCUAAGAAUUAUCACAAGCCUCUCAUCACUUUAAACCAUUUUCCAAUUCAGUAUGGGAUGUUUUGGAUUUGUCAGGGUGGAUAAACCAUGAAACCUA
This is a messenger RNA of Stegastes partitus (bicolor damselfish), 2951 nucleotides long. It is a transcript of the gene fam241a, whose product is annotated as family with sequence similarity 241 member A. The record is from RefSeq and is a predicted model, not a curated record. The coding region runs from base 414 to 815 and encodes 133 amino acids. Gene Ontology annotation, cellular component: intracellular membrane-bounded organelle. The transcript is spliced from 2 exons. NCBI's taxonomy places the organism in Eukaryota, Metazoa, Chordata, Actinopteri, Pomacentridae.